Messenger RNA from Aspergillus tanneri, 1356 nucleotides. Its product is annotated as SANT/Myb-like DNA-binding domain-containing protein. NCBI's taxonomy places the organism in Eukaryota, Fungi, Ascomycota, Eurotiomycetes, Eurotiales, Aspergillaceae. The record is from RefSeq and is a predicted model, not a curated record. The transcript has 3 exons. Bases 1 to 1356 code for a protein of 451 amino acids.
AUGUGGGUGAAUCUUGACCAAAUUGAGUUUUACCAUGGCCCUAGCAACCAACCGCCGUCUGCCCGUGAGAAGCAGCCACCUACUUAUGAUACACAAUUCCAGUGCUCUCUUCCCACUAUGCCCGACUUUGUCCAAGAACCGACAAAUAUACCAGAGUAUCCGACACCUCUAGCACAGGAGUCAUCCUCCACUGGUAUGACCCAUGCUUGGAAUUCUUUUGACAUCGAGAUGAGCGAUUUCUGUAACAUCGCUGCGCCUCAGUCACAAAUGACGACAGAAAUGGAGCCCGUGGUGACUGCAGAUCUAUCUUCUAUUCUUGACACUCCUUUGGGACUUGCAAGUUACCCCUUAUCUUUUUCGGAGCCCGCUGUAUUUGUAGACUCCGCAACGACAACACCAUCAACUACACAACAGUUGGACCAUAUUCCCGUUCAUGUGCAGAAAAUUAGCUCAUCAAAUGCUCUUCCCGAUGUCAAGGAUGCGGGAACUCCCCUCCUCUUAUCCGCGUCCUGUGAAACUGCAUCCGAACAAGCUAGCAAUGCCUCUCGCAGGAUGUCCACUUGCGACGAUUCCCAGCAAGAACCAGCACUACCCCAUACAGGGACACGUCACUUGAGCUUUGCCGACCCUGGCCGCCGUGACGAGGAUACGGCAUGUGAACUACAUCAUGCGCUUCAUCCGGGUGAAAACCCAAGCUCUAGGGCAACUGAUGUUCCAGAGCGCACUGAGGAUGGUUGCUCUAGUGGCCGAAGUGCGUCGGUUGUUGAUGGCCCGGAAUACUACCCAUCGAUUGCUGUAGUUGUACCAGCGCCUUCAUGGAAGCAAGGAAGAGUCACUAGGGCAAGCACAAGGGCUGCCGCGGCAGCGUGCAAAAAACGGCUUCGUUCGGGUAACAUUAGCGGUGGCAACCACCGGGGUGCGGAUGUAAUUCCUGGCGCAGAACGACCAAGGCGGAAGAAGAAAACAAGAGCUGCAGUCAGGUCCCUUUCUAGUCCUCUGGGCGAUCCGAUCUGUGGUUCAUGCCAUUGUUCCCCUAAUAUUUAUGAGAUCCGCGGGAAUGCCAUCCUCACGGUCGAAUCUAAUUCGGGAUCGAAACCAGCAUAUUAUUUCACCUUCGUGCCCGAUGCCCGUCCGACGCCAUCUACCCCCCCUCAGGCGGAUAGUUCAGGAAAGCAGCGGCUAUACUCAUCAGAUGAAAACGCACUGUUGGUGCGACUAAAGGAAAGAGAGGGAAUGCCAUGGUCAGAGAUUGCUGAACACUUUCCUGACCGAAAUGUGUCGUCCCUCCAAGUCCACUAUUCUACCAAAUUACGCCAUAAGGCCAGCUCUCGGUCUCGAAAACGGCGAAGGAGGUGA